AAUGAGGAGGACGAGGAGAACAAGGACAAGAAGAUAAAAGAGAAUGAAAAGGAAGGGGAGGAGGAGACAUAUAGCCUAUCUGCUUCAGAAGAGCUGGAGAUUACUUUGCAGUCCAUUAGAGAUCUGUGGGUGGAGAAAGUUGGCUGUGAUAUUGUGCUGCAGGCAGAUGGGCAACCAUUUCAUGCUCACCGAGUGGUCCUCGCUGCCAGCAGUGACUACUUCCAUGGCAUGUUCACCAGUGGUAUGAAGGAGACACGGCAGUGGGGCGUGACACUCCACUCCCUGGGCGACGAAGAGCUGGAUGCUUUCCUCCUUUGCUUCUACAGUGGAUCUCUGGUCCUCAGCUGGGGGUGGGUGUUUGAGCUCAUUUGUGCUGCCUUUCAGUUCCAAGUCAAGCCUGUACUUUCCCUUUGCCUUGACUUCCUCCAUCAGGAAAUAGAUGCACACUCCUGCCUUGAUGUGGCCUCAUUUGCCGAAGCCUACGGAAUGUGGGACUUACUUCAGUUUGCUGAUGACUUUGUCGUCAGGCACUUUAAAGAUGUGUCCACAACCCCCAAAUUCCAGGACCUGUCCAGUUACAAGCUGCUUAGAUACAUGAAGAGUAAUGCUCUGUGUGUGCCCUCUGAGAUUGUUGUCUUGCGGGCAGUCAUGUAUUGGGCUGGUGCCAACCCUAUACAGAGAGCGGAUUUGGCCAGGGAGUUCAUUGAUGCGAUCAAGUUUCCUCUUUUGAUCUAUGAGGAACUUGAGGAAUUCAAUGAAGCAGAAGCUAUUCCCAGGUGGCCCCAACAAAGCAUGAGAAACCUGUAUCAUGCCAUGUUUGAAGAAUUCUUUUAUCAAGAGGUGGAUAAAAAACCUAAAUUCAGGGACUACUUGCCUAAGGGCAAUUUGGUACUGGUGGGAGGGGAAGGAAUCACACAUGACAUGGGCAACCGCAAACCCAGCGGAGAUCUGUGGUUCAGCAAUGCCCUCCGCAACCACACAGGCACCAUCAAAGAGGUGAAGUGGAAGUUUCUAGGAGAGAUGCCGGAGACAACAAGAUUCUGUCAUGAAGUCGCUGUUUUGGAAGACAAGCUGUAUGUGUGUGGUGGCCGUGAUUUCUAUGGCCAAAUCGACAUUUUGAAAUCCAUGUUCAGGUAUGACCCUUUUGAUAACACCUGGAAAAGACUUGCGGACAUGCAGGUGGGCAGGUGUCAAUUCUCUAUGGUGGUGUUCGAGAGAAUGAUUUACGUCAUGGGAGGUGAAAGAGCAUCAAACUUCAAUGUGGACAGUGUGGAACGAUACUGCCCUAACACAGACUCCUGGAGUUUUGUCCGCCCUUUGGACCAGCCCAUGAGUAGCCAUGCUGCCUCGGUGUGGAGAGGAGAUAUCUACGUCUCGGGGGGCUACAACUGUGAGUACCAGUGUUUGGUGUCCAUGUUCCGCUACCAUCCUGAGAGAGGAACCACCUACCUGGCCGACAUGCCCCACAGUCGGGCUCAGCACCGGAUGGAGUGUGUGGGUGGUUACUUGUAUACCAUUGGUGGAGUGUGCAGUGCCAAGAGCGGCGGCUACAUCGACGACCUGUCGUGCCAGGUCUACAGUCCGGAGUCGGACUUCUGGUGCAGUAUCCCCCCUUUGCCUUUGCCGCAUGUUGGGGCAGCCUCAGCCGUUCUGGAGGACAAGGUCUACAUCCUAGGGGGGUAUUGCCAGGCGGACUACGGCGAGUGUAAUUUCAUUCAUCGCUAUGAUCCUGACACCGAGUGUUGGGAGUACAUGGGUGAGAUGCCGGGUCCUAUAAGUGACAUCCGUGCCUGCCGACUUCACCUACCCGACCACUUCAGGAAAUAAAGAAGACUGGAAUGUGUGUGUGAGUGUGUACAGUAUGUGUGUGUGUGUGUGUGUGUGUGUGUGUGUGUGUGUGUGUGUGUGUGUGUGUGUGUGUGUUUGUGUGUGUGUGUGUGUGAGAGAGUGUGUACAGUAUGUGUUUGGUAUGUGUGUGGUGAUUCUUCUGAAGUGUUCACAGACUUCUUGCCAGCUAACUCUGAUUCUCUGAACUCUGAUUAUGAGACUUUGUCACAAGAAUGCAAGCAGGUUCUUAUCUGAGGAUGGAGAAACAGGAAGUGUUAUUUCACUAGUACACACUCACAUAUAAAUGAGAAAAGUGUUUUUGUCAGCUGUCUGUUAGAUAAUAACUAGUCACUGUCUUACAGUAUGUCUUUACAUUCAUUGUUGAAAAAUUCAUUGUUGGGGUAGUGUCAUUAUCACUGCUUGAAACCAACUAUUUUUGACUGUCUUGAGCCAGGUUAGUUUUAGUGAUGAUGUGUUGCUCUAAUGGUAAUCCUGCUCAGCAUGAGAGGACCCACAGGUUCAGACAUUUGGUUUGUGUGCUUGGCUGAGAAGCCACUGAGGGAUUACAAUGAAGUCAGAAUCCCUCUAAGUCAGAAUCCCUCCCAGGUGUAACAAUAUUCAUGCGCCUAAGUGUUGGUUUUGAGUAGCCGGGGCCCCCGGGUCCCAGUAAGCAGAGCCGUUCAUUACUGGGUCAGGCUGCGGCUGGAAAAGUGCCGUACCUUCCCUGACACUACACUGCAUGUGCGUGCAGAACCUGCUGCUAAAUCACUAGACGACCAGAGUAUUUAUUUUUUUGUUGGAGUUACAUACAUUUGCACAAACAAAAACAACUUUUUGAGCGGCAAGCUUCUCACGUACAUUAAACUGCACUACUACACAUACAGUUUUGCAUGGGAAAUCUGUGACACUAAACUGCACGUAGAAACUUGCAUGGGGAAUUUGUGACUAAACUGCACGUAUACCCACGUCUUGAACUUAAAUUUGGUAAAUUUUACUGUUCCAUUGUAUGAGUGAAAGAACAGUAUAGGGCUUUUUCCUUUCAAUUUAAUUUUUGGUCUUUAAAUGUGUUCUGUCCGACAUGUUACUGGUAAACUGGCCUAGCAUAAGCACUUAUCGUUGGAGAAAUAUUUUCUGGAUUGAUUGAUUAUUUUAAGGGGGAAAAAGAAUCAAUGUUGAUAAACCAACGUUAUCCCCAAGAAUCUGUUCAACAUUUUGUCUGUUCAACAAAGCUUUUGGACAGCACUCUCUACUUGUCUUCUUUUAAGGACGUUCCCUUGCAAAUAUUAUGUCUGCUUGAAUAUGAUGUCCAUAGGGUGUGGAUAAGACUGACAGACUGAAUGGUUGAUUACAAUGGACUGAAUGAAAGCGAAUACUACCGCAGUAGCAGUGCUUCGCCUGAAUGAGAACAUAGUUCCAAGUAUGUGCUUAGAAAGUCGCUGUGUCUCAUUUUACAUUGGUAUUUGUAGCUUACAUGUUGUAACUAUACAAGUCACAACAUGUAAAUAGAAAAAUGUUGGUGUUCUUUUGUCACUUUUGGGAGCUAUAAGCUAGUUGAUUCUGACCACCUCAAUUAACUAAUGCUAAGCUAGGCUAAUGGUAGGUGUUUCAAAGACAAGAGGAGAUGCACAGAGACAAGAAUGGUAUAUCAUCUUAUCUAACUCUGGGGGAGACGGGAGCUAAUUUUCCAAUUUAGCGGAUAUUUUAAUGGACAAAGAGGCAAUGCACAUACCUUGAAAAUAAAAUCAGCUGUAUUGAACAAAAUAUUUCCAAAAUAUUGGACAGUUAUCAUGUUUAACCCUUUACUUUGUUUUAAUUGUAUAUGCAUGUAAGAUAUUAGUUUCUGUGGAUGAAUGUCUGUGGGUGUGUGCAUAUGUGCACAUAUUUGAUCAUUUUCUCAGUUCGCUUCUGUAUAUACUGUAUAUUGCUAUGUGUUGAUUGAUUGUCUUCGUCCAUAUUGGAAUAAAAUCAA
Molecule: messenger RNA, 3796 nt
Organism: Alosa sapidissima (American shad)
Lineage: Eukaryota; Metazoa; Chordata; Actinopteri; Clupeiformes; Clupeidae
Product: kelch-like protein 33
Exons: 4
Molecular function (GO): protein binding
Source: RefSeq, a predicted model, not a curated record